Messenger RNA from Crotalus tigris (Tiger rattlesnake), 3778 nucleotides. It is a transcript of the gene PTCD2, whose product is annotated as pentatricopeptide repeat domain 2. The transcript has 10 exons. Lineage: Eukaryota; Metazoa; Chordata; Lepidosauria; Squamata; Viperidae. The record is from RefSeq and is a predicted model, not a curated record. Bases 124 to 1266 code for a protein of 380 amino acids. Gene Ontology annotation, biological process: mitochondrion organization; regulation of mRNA processing; multicellular organism development. Gene Ontology annotation, molecular function: RNA binding; protein binding. Gene Ontology annotation, cellular component: mitochondrion.
GUCACAUAGCUGAGCGAAAGCCUACGUGACAAUAGAGUGUAAGGGAAAGAAGGGCAACACUUCUUGGGCGGUUCUUUAGCGCCUCUCUCCUUGUAGCGGUUCUUCGUAUGUCCCGGCGGUAAGAUGGCUUCGCUGGUAGUUGGUCGAUUCCUGCGGAAGACAGUCGAAUAUCCCGCGGCUGGCGGGCUGGUUGCGGACAGAUUUGGCUGUUGGAACUGCUUUCAAGGAGCAAAACGUUACUUAUUAACAGAAGACGUUCUGCAGUUACGUAAAUUUCAAGAAAAGAAAUUGGAAAAUCAAUAUAAAAUAUAUGGACAAAAAGAUGAGUUUUUCAGAACUGUUGAAAAAAAAUUAGCAAAUGAUACCCUUAUCCUCAAAAUCGAAUUAAUAAAUCUACUUUAUCUAUGUCAAUCCAAAAAUGAAAUAGAAUUAGUCAAAAGAGCCAUAUACAGGUAUCACAAAGAGAACAGAAACAGAGCUUUUGGGGAGUUCAGAUUUGGACCCAUAUUUAUGAGAUUAUGCUAUGAACUAGACCUUGAAGCAGUUGCACUGGAACUCAUCAAAGACCAGACUCUAAAUGGCUUCUUUGGAGAUUACAAAUCAUUCAAUAUAUUAAUGGACAUGUUAUUUGAAAAGGGCCAUUAUGAAGAUGCCCUCAAUGUGCUAUUAGAAAUGGACAGGGAAAAUGUCAGAUUCAGCCAAGACACCUACUUGCUUGCAUUUGCAAUAUGCUACAAACUGAACAGCCCAGCAUCUUGGGAAAUUGUUAAUUCAUUACUUGAAGAUAAGCAUCUCUAUGGGCAUGAGCUUUCAAGAAGAACACAAUAUUUUAUAGUGGCACUUGCUCUAAAACAGAAUGAUUUUUUGAAGGCCCAGUACUAUUUUUCACAGUUGCAGCCUACAGAAAGUAUAAUAUAUGAUAAUCUAAAGAUUCUUCUUUUGGUUGCCUUUGGAAAUCUAAAGACUCUUGUGCAAACACUGGAAAAAGCUUCAAAAUUCGAUACAUAUUUUGUGAGAAAACCUAACUUCUGUAAGGAUGUGAUAAUUGCUGCCAGGGAAAAACUAGAACUCGAUCCAGACCUCAUUAUUCAGUUUGAAGAAAUUGUUACCAAGUUAAAAGUCUCAGGACAGAUAAAUGAACUGACUCUGGAUGACCUGCUGUGUGAGGUCCCACAUCCCAAAGGGUACAAAAUGCAGCUGUUGAAAGAAACAAAACGGAGUCAACGGACUUUACAGCCUCUCCAGUCUUUUCUGCUAACUGAUUGAGUGCACUUUCCCCAUCAGGAAUUCUGUCCUAGAAUACACAUGUCUUUCUUACAAGAUUUUCAUUUAGUGUGGGUUUUUUUGGAGGAAUACUGAUAAUCACAAAUUACAUGAAUGGUUUUGCUGGUAUAUUUCCAAGUAAAUAAUGCAAAAACCUAACAUAACUGCAUAAUAGGCAUUUUGCAGAAACAGUUUAAAAAAUCUGCAGGGAAAAUUAGAGUUUGCCACGCUCAUGAAGGCUUUUCUUGAUUUCAUAUUAUCAUGUUCAUUGGUUUUUAUUGGAAAGAAAGUGAUAUGGAGAAGAUAGAAAUGACUUUCCCUUGCUCUGUUCUGCUGAGCAAUUCACUAAAGGGAAGAACCUCUGUUAGAUAAUGUUACAUAGUGUUGAGCUAAAGCAGUGGUUCUCAACCUGUGGGUCGGGACCCCAUUUGGGGUCAAAUGACCAUUUCACUGGGGUCACCAAACCACACUGUCCGCCAUUUUUUUCCCUUUUCCCUAGCUGUCCUACUCCCUCUUAUUGGUGGCCACACCCACUUGGGGGUCACCACAACAUGGGGAACUGUAUUAUGGGGUCACGGCAUUAGAAAGGUUGAGAACCACUGGGCUAAAGAGAUGCAAGUUCAGGUCCGCACUUAGCCUCAAAGUUCACUGGGCUUUUGGGGGCUAUUAACAUACCACAUUCACCCAUGGUCACUUAAGCAUGAUUGUGUUAGUAACCAAAUUAACUAGAUUUAUUCAAUAUGCCAAACUAACUACAGGAGCUAGAUUUGUACAACUAUUAAGUCAAAGUCAAAUAAGGCCCAUUUGGAUUGAGUUCACCAAACUGGUCUGCUUAAAUAUAAUUACUUUGUGAAUUAUUAUUAUUAUGUUUUUAUCCUACAUUUAUUUGUCUUUCUGUCUCAGUAGUGAACAUACCUAACACUCCUGUCUAUUAUUUUCCCCUUGAUAACCACCUUGUGAGGUAGAUGGGACUGAGAGAGAGUGCCUGGCUCACAGACAUCCAUGUGUAAGAGAGGCUUACAAUUCAAUCUGCUGGUUUCUAGAGUAGCACCUUUACCGCCACAGAUAGUCCUUAACUUACAAACACAAUUGGAACCAAAAUUUACAUUAUAAAUUGAUAUGGUUGUAAAGUAAGUCAUUGCAUGACCGAAUCCAAUUUUAAAAUCAUUUUACCGCUCAUUAAGUUGCUGUUAAAUGAAUAAAUUGGGUGUUAAGCAAAUCUGCCUUCACCAAUUAACUUUGCUUGCCAAUUAAUCAAUUAAUUUUGCUUGUCAGAAGCCAGCUGGGAAGGUCACAAAUCAUGAUCACAUGAACACAAGACACUGCAACCAUCGUAAAUGCAAGCUGGUCGCUAAGUGCUCAAAUUGUGAUCACAUGACCAUGAGGGUGGUGUGGCAUUCACAACUUUGAGGGUGGGUCUUAGGUUCACUUUUAGCAAGGCUGUCAGAGCUUCAAAUUAUCAUUGAACAGUUAUAAGUAAGUACUACCUGUAUAGCAAACUCGCUCAUGAUAUGGCAAUAUGCUGUAAUACCUAAUUUAUAUUGUUUAUGGUUCAUUGUGUAGUGGAACACAGACCCUUGGACUCAUUCAGAUAGCCAUAACUUAAUUUUGGUAUGGGGCUUCAUAUGCUUUUUAGCAAACCUUUUGGAAACUUCUGAUACAAAGAUCUGUAGAAAACUUGGGAACCCCUUACAAAAUGCCUAUCCUCUCUGCUCUUCCCUCCACCUGUUCCUGAGCCUCCAAUUUAUAACAAAUUCUUCCAUAGUCCUGCCUGAUUUCAAUUUGUCUUGCUGACUUGGAUUGAGAGUUCCUUAUUUUUUUAGCAUGUAUACAUUGUUAUUUUCAUCACGGUAUGUUUACCAAAAUUCAGAAUUGCCUCAGUACUACUUAGGAAACUUUUCAUAAUAUCUUAGUAAGGAGUCAUUUUCUAUGAAAAGGGAUCCUUAAUACUUGAUGGAGCAAGAGCUGCAAAAGCUAUGCUGACAGAAUGGUAGAUAUAAAUAUGAUGCAAAACAUGGAAAUAUCCAGUGCUUUUUUUGUUUAAAAACAAAAAAAGGUUCUGGAACUCACACACGUCAUAUAACCCGCCUUGCCUACCCUACAAGGUUCCAUCCAAAAAAGUGCCGGAACUCCGUUCUGGACAUUCUAUGAUUAAAAAAAGCCCUGGAAAUAUCCAAGAAACUGAAAUCCUAAGCACUCUGAGGUGGAAAUAAGUAUUGUUGAAUUAAAAGUAGUUGGGGUCAGUCUGAACUGUAUGUAUAAUGUCUGUAUCAGACACAAAUCAACAAGAUUUUGUUAAUUUCCUUUAAAUAGAUUAGUAUAUAGCAACAAAAACAUUUCUAAGUACUAUCUUCAAAUAAUGUUUUAAAUGACUUUAGAAAAAGAUAAUGUAGGAACUGACUUUUUAUUUUUAAAUGUCUUGUCAAAACACUGAAACAGACAGUAGAGGGUGCAGUAUUCAUUAUUUAUAAAACUAUCCAUCUGAUUUGAAUGGUGAAUGCAAAUUAUAUUGGAG